CGCUCCCAACAAGCGCCACUUCCAAUGAGAGUCUGAGUUUCGCGUUUCGCUUUAAUUGAUCGCGAUACGAUCGGCAUGAGGAGGAUGCUACAGACACGACUCAUGAUGCGUUCAGGGUCACUCAUCCGCACAGACAACUGACAUUAGCCUCAUUUUAAAACUUUUCCACGCUGAAACAGUUUUCAGUAUUUGUUUUGACUAAAUACAUGGAGAGAAAUACAUAGUGUUUCGGACGUCUGAGAAGAUCUACCUCUACCCCGGACAGUGCAUCUCUUCUUCCCUGCCAUGUGUGUGCUGCUGCCGGCGUGGCUGUGGCUGCUGCUCGGCCUCCUGCCUCUGGAGAUCCAGUCCCGUGCCCUGACUCUGCACAGCUUUGCCCACAGGUAACACUUCUUAACAGCCCAAGUGUUGUUUGAGUCCAAUGAUAAGUAUUUUGAAGCUACUCUGUACAAGAAAAUGGGGGAAAACGUUGUUUUAGUGUCAUUGAAUGUGUCAUUUCUUUAUCUUGUGCGGGAUGUCCAUUUGUUUUUGCAGCAGCACCAAAUUCAUCAGUUAAAUGAUUGGGGCCUUAAGCUCACCAAUUAAGAGCUGACUAAAAAAUCGCAUUGAAAAUAAUAAUAUUAAACUGUUGACCAUUAAGGGGCUUACUUAAAUACAUAUGUAGUUUUCUUGAUGUCACCCUUGUAAGGCUGCCCUUGUGUAAGGUUCAUCAGAUGAACCUGAACGUGUUAAAAAACAAAGUUAUCAUACUCAAUGCUGAUGAUGAUAAUGCUGCUUUGAUUUGUUUUAUGUUAUCUUAUUGGUAUCAACAUGAUUUGAGAGGUUUGCAGCAAGAUAUUAAAUAAUAAAAUAAAUAAAUAAAUAAUAAAUCCUUGACCAUACCUCAUUAAAGAUACUAACACGUGUUACUUUCAGGUCUAACAGUGGUAAUUUGCCGCUGUUUGGUGACAUUACAACUCUUUGUCUUAACUUGUGGCAGUCAUGAAUGUGAAAAUGUGAGAAAAAAAAAGGUCCAACAGCAGGGUAAGGUAAUUCCUCUCAGCAGCAGGAGGUGAAACAGAGAUGAGGGUGAUUUAGGAUGAGGAGACAUACCAAGGGGCUGAGCACAAAACAGGGCAAACUCAUGGGUGGGUGGAUCAACCGCUUCACUCUCUUCAGACUGUGAUCUACGGGUGCUGUAAAAUUAAAGCAUCUUGUGAGUGACUUCUGCAGACGGUCACAUGCAAAGCCCUGCAGCAUGAGUUCAUUAUCCAGGAGCGUCUGUGGUCCAUCAUGACAUCCUGCUGUAUAACUAUGUGUGUGUAAAAGAGAAGUAGUUCUUGACCUUUUAUGCCAAUAAUUUCUUCUCCUUUAAACAUGUUUCUAGUAGUUACAGCUUGCUCAUGCAGUGAAGCCCAAAUGAUAAUAACAGGGUUUGAUUAGUUUCUAUUACUAAGUUCACCUUUAAAUAUCACUAUUGUUGCUUUAAGUUUUUCAUAUAAAAGAAAGAAGCUCAUAAAGGAAGAAAGGAAAAUCCCGUCCUGAUUGGAGAGAGAUCUAGGUAACACACUGGGAUCUCAGUGUGACUUAACACUGACAAAUAACACUGCCACUGAUACUUAACAAUCAUGCCUCCGAAGAAAUUAAAGAAGAUGGAAAGAAAGUUGCAGGAUGCUGUAGUAAUUUAAAGUGGAUCAAAAAAAGGAGACGAAAAUAAUAGAUAGGCCCUGCAACAAUUCCUGUGUGUGUGUGUGUGUGUGUGUGUGUGUGUUGCGGUCUCUUUGUGAAAAACCCCAUGCUGCGCUGCAACUUGGAAGGAAUGUCAGAGAAGCUACUUUUGGUCUGAGACUCGCCACGGGCUCACAACCUGGACUAUCAAACACACAUAAAACACACAAAGUCAGACACAGUCAUACUCAGUAAGAGAGCUCCUAAUAUUUAGUGUGAUGCAUUCAGGGUCACAUGUGGAUGACUGGGAUUCUGCCCCUACUUGGCUGAUAUUUUUGCUUUUGAGUGACUAACACUUCAUUGUAUAUAUUCAAUGUUAUUCCGAAACAUUAGAAGUGCUUUGUAUGACUGUGACUAAAAUACACAAACAUAAACUUUUGGUUAGCACAGUAUGUUUGUGCUGAUAUUAGCACUUGGGUUAAUCAAAAAAAUAGAGUUCAGUGGCCCUACAAAUUCUUGUAUUUAGAGGCACCACAGCAACAAGUGCCAUUUCCCUUUGGGACAAAUGUGUUUUUAACCUCACUGCAGGUGGCCUUUUUACCGUGUGUGUGUAGGAGAAGUGUUGAAGUGGAAAUUGAAGGCCAAAAUACACACAUGGACGAAACCUGUUGAUGGAUAUGAAGGCAUGUUACCAGGUGGUCAUAUGUCACAUUCACAAGUGCCAUUACCAAUUAAUUUUCAACGAAAACCAACAUUUUGUGUGUGUGUGUGUGUGUGUGUGUGUGUUUCACUGUGCCUGAGCAGCUUUUUUCCACAACCAGUCAAUAUAGCUCAAAGCUAAUUAAACACACCAGCUUCCUGAUUAAAACUCACAACGGGAGUGGUGAGUGAAUGUCUGAGUGUUAAUUUGUGUGAGUGUGCGUGUUGGCAAUGAGAGCCCAAGGUGUCCAGCCAGGAGAGUGAUCAGAAUACCAGUCAGGAUUACUUGCAGGAUCAAGAUCAUACGCUCUUCUGGCCCACUUUCACACCAAACAAACACCAAAUAUUAUCUCACUCCUUUAUUUCUCAUCUCAUGGGCAGACAUCGCUUGAGUGAAUAGAGAUCUGUAUUUGCACAUACCGUUAUUUAUGCUUUUGCAGGACAGCGAACAUCAGAAGAUUGAGGUACUUUGUUGCUGGAAAUUAAACAUCAGUAAACAGCAAACUAUUUUUACCUGAAAAAAACACAAAGGAAUGAGACUAAAUUAAAGUUGACUACUCUAAACUGUAUUUUAAUUGCUCCAAAAAAGUCAAUUUAAUAUGCCCAAAUGUCUAAAGUUUUAAAAGACAAUAGAAUAUAGUAAAGAUAAUAUGGUUAAGCUAUCAAGAUGUGAUCCCAAUGAGAGAAACAAAUGGAUAAACCAAUUGAAAAGGCUUAAUUCACUUAAGCUAAUUAAAGAUUGACCAGAGUUGUUUGUGGCCUGAUUACACAAGGUGAAAACACGAGGAGUGCUCUAUUUUCCCAGCUACUUGAAAUAAUUUAUACCUACUAUUACAUAAGUUUUGACACAUCAAAUGUCCAAACAAAAUGGCUGAGCAGGAAAACAAUUAAGAAAAAGAGGCGAUGGGUGAAAAAAAAAAAACAGUAUUGUAACAACGUGAGAAAAAAGUCAUUUUAGCAGCAGGGAGGUGAUAAAGAAUGUACUUACCAAACACUCAACAGGAGUGUUGGUGGAGGAGCCUCUCACCACCGUCAUUGUGCUCUUUGGUUGUCACUCUCCUGCUCUCUUCUCUCCCUGCGGUGAGAUUUGUCAGCUCAUAUACUGUUGUUAAUUAACUGGAAAUAUUAUUUUUUAGCUGCGUUGGUGAUGGAGUGGAUUAGACUAAAGGCUAGUUGCCUCAGCAGGUUAAAACUGCUUCAGUCUGGACAUUUGCAGGACGCAAAGUAACCUAGAGGGGUUGAUAGUGAGUGUUCUCUCGGUCCAAAAUUUUAAUCAUUGCCAAGGAAAAAUGAGAAGUCAACAACUCAUCACCUCUGUGUUCAACAGGUCCACGUGAAGAUGAGUAAGCAGUACUUGUUGCUCACAGAGGGUCUCUUGUUUGCUGCUUUAACUGGAAUCAUGUAAAAGGACAAGCUGUUUAGUGUAUUUUUAUCCACAGAGCAGCAACAUGUAGACGUGGUGACAGUUUUAAUCCUAAAAUGAGACUCAGGAUAGUUUAGCAUAAAGCUUGGCAGGAGCUUGAACUCUUGGUUUGAAGGGUUUCUUGUCAAACCAGGCCAGGAUUUUGGGCCCUUUAGGAUUUAGUCUGACAUUUUUAGAUGAGAUGGUUCUGCUGGGUUCAUCAAAACUCUGCUGCAUUGCUCCUGAAGGUAGCAGGUGACAGGUAAUAACAACAGCUGAAUAUACUGUAUAGAAGUGGUUCUCAACUGGUCUCACAUUGGGACCCACAUUUUCCUAUGGUCCCUAAGUCGUGAUCCAUUUUUAUAGAAUUCAAACCAGGCAAACUUAUUUUUUAUGAAAAAAAAACCUUUAAAGACUUUUAUUUUAUUGAGUAAAGUGCAUUUCAGAGCACAUGAACUGAGGAAAACUACUAAAGUUGCAUAUACAGAGAAUAUCAAAUAUCAAAUUGCACAAAAUGGAGACCAGCAAAGUGGGAAAUUUGACUUAUUUGCAUCUCUGCAUUCAGAGCAUAUUCAGAAGAACCUGCAGAGGACCGUGCAACAGCAUGGACAAAAAUGAAUAAAUAUGCACAAAAUAAAACAUGUAUUUUACAGCAUUCAGACCACAUAUAUAAGAAACCAAGGAGGACCAGCACAUAAUGCGUACCUUUCAAAAUAAGCUAUUUUUCAAAAUAAAAGAAAUGUCAAACAUCAGAUGUGGAUUAAAUAUUUACUUUUUUGACCAGCUGUUCACGACCCAUCCAAAGUGGGCUUUAACCAAGUGGACAGUUGACUUAAAAACAAAUAUACCUAGCACUGUUACACUCAACACAGCAGUCCCAAACUGCACCAAACAAGCCUCCUCAACUAAAGGGAUUCACUGGUUGUUGUACUUCAGCGUCCAUCUAUGUGUCCUUCUAUCUUUUCUGCCAAGUCUCUCUUUAAUUUUCUCCCCCUGCUCUGCACCUUGAAAGAUGACCCUGGGAUCAAAUACAGUGGGCAUUCCUGCAGUCCAGGCCUGACUUCCUGUGAGGCAUUUCAUCUUCUCCUAGUUAUUAAGUUUCAGUCAGACGGCCAAGCAGGGGAUCUGCACAUGACUACUCAACAAUUUAUUAUGUUUUUUCAUUUUAAUUUAUUUUGUUUUCUCUGUCCUUCUGUGUGUCUUUAUCCCAGGUUGACUUUAUCCAGAACAUCCAAACACCAUAAGUUGUCUUUCACUGCCACCAUGCCUGCUGCGUCAGAUCUUCCUACUAACUUUGACGACCUCCUCACCCAAGGAAACAGAUACACAAUCUGGAGGUCUCUGUCGCACAAAGAGUCCCUGUCAAAGUUGUCCAAACCAUCACCUGAUGAAAGCGGUGUUGUUCUACAAGAAGCACCAGUCAGUCAACGUGGGUCACGGAGUCGCCGUCAUGCCAACAGUGGUGGCACAAGGGGCCAUGGCCACCUAAUGAGGGUGGGAUGUGUACUGGGCACCUGCCAGGUUCAAAACCUCAGCCAUCGUCUGUACCAGCUGAUCGGACAGAGUGGGAGGGAGGACUCCUCCCCCAUUAACCCUCGCAGUCCUCACAGCUAUGGCUAAGAUCGUAACCCUGAGACAGUUUGAAGUGAGCACAAUGCUCUCGCUGAUUAACAUGGACAUGAUGCAGUUUGAAGACUGAAACAGGUCUAAGAUUUCUACUGGAUUGAUGUGUCAUGUAUGAAGUAUUAUGUUUAUUUUCUAAUAACAGUUUGAUUUACUGUAAGACUAACUGGAUUGCAUUCAAAGACAACCCUUUUUCAAGUGAAGAAGUGCAACCAGAAGAAGUCAACAUGGGUGGCAUGCAUACUAAGUGCAGGAUUUUCACACCAGAUCUCAGGUUGGUGUGCCAACUCCUACGUCUGGUACUUUUAAAUAUGAACCAGACCACUGCCAGACCAUGUUUCCUUCACCUUAACUAAGUGCUGCUAUUGUCUAAUAACUGUAAAAUAUAAUGAAAUACUGCUGAGUCACAUUUACAGGGUGGCAGAUAAUAUCAGUGCCUCAAAACAGCCUUCAUGUAAUUUUCCUCUGACCUCUAAAUGUUAGGUUAGGAUAAACUGGUAGAGAUGACCUGGCUUAACUUCAGCUUUACUGGCAUUUCCUGGAUACUCUGGUGAGCAAAUUAUCAUAACUAGAUCCAAUUUUCAACACCAUGAAGGGAACUGUAAUGAAAACAAUAACUUCUAUAAUGUUUCUACACAAAUUGGAGCUGUCUUUGAGAUCACGGAUUGAUUUCAUCUCCAGUCGGUACUGCAGUGAAACUAGAGUCCAAGGUGUUGAGUGCUCCAUACAGUGAUAACCAUUCAUAAACUGUAUGCAAAGUUGAAAAACUGUAAAUGGCAGAAGCUUUGUCAGACUGGCCUACAUGACUAAUGUCUACUAUCGUCAUCAUUUGUGAUCCUGCUGAUCUGAACCGACCUGAGGUCAGAGCUAAUCCACUGUGUACCUCAAAAGUACCGUCAUCUCCCCUUGUGAGCAAGUAGCUUUACUUCUGUGGGAACAGACACUAAGAAUAACCUCCAAUCAAACCUAGUUAACCCUUCACCCAAAACCCUGCAGUGUGUACAGUUAGCCAAAAUAACCACUAACCCUAAUCCAUGAACUGUCUGGAUGCUUCUUAACAGAUAUCUUGUCAAUGAACGAGCGAAGCAGAGAGCGGUCAGCUACACUGUAGAUCACUUCUAAUCUACAAACUCUACAUCAGUGACUGUUUGUGAGCCUUAAUUGGUCACAUUGUUUAUGAGGCCUUAUAAUGCUUCUUACCAUAUUAUAACUUAGCAUUUCAUUAAAUGUUAAACACUAUGGUGUUAUCUGAAGCUUUGUAUGGCCAUGCUUCAGCUCAGUAGAACAGCAGUCCCAGUCGUUGAGGCAAAAUGUCAUUAGGGAUGCAUAAAAGCACUUUAUUUUUAUUUUCAUACAAUGCAACUUGAAGUUCAUGUUUAAUUUAACUCAGAAUUAAAAUUUCCAUGUACAAGUGUCCUUUGUCAAACUUUUGUCACUUAUUCCUAACAUCUUGUUUUGACUGUGGCAGUGUUGUGUAAUAAACGCCGGUCUAACAUCCCUCGUAUUUUUUUUCUCUAGCUCUGAUGAAAGACUGUGUCCUCUUUAUUUUUAUGCUCCUGCAAUUUAUGAGUGGAAAUUCAUAUGAGAAUUUGUAUAACGUCAUCUAAGUUAUGAUAAUGAUCUGUCUGCCUCUUUUUGUGAAUGCACCAACCCAAGGCCACAGCAUUAGUCAGCCAAGUUUAUUGUGACAUUUCAAAUAUCCGCUCUGCCUUGUGACUGUGUGCGCAUGUUUUUGUGUGUGUGUGUGUGUGUGUGUGUCUGUGUCUCUGUGUGUGUGGUAGCUAUUUUUAUAAAAAGUUCAAAAGCAACUUAGUGCAGCCAAAUUUUUUUUUUCACCAGCAUAUGACCCGAGAGCCAAGAAAAGACUCUACAGAGCAUUUGAAGUCAUUUAGAGAAAAUGGAGCUAAACUGCUACAAAGUGCCAGGGACACUUUAUGAGACUUGAGUUUAUAGCAACAUAAAAAAUAAAAAUAUUAAAUGAAACGAAGCAGUGUAAGGUGAAAUAUAUCUGGUCUAUAGUCUGUAUUAGAGGACAAGAUUAAAAAAUGCUGGUUAAGAGUA
This is a messenger RNA of Xyrichtys novacula (pearly razorfish), 7432 nucleotides long. The record is from the annotation of a GenBank genome assembly. NCBI's taxonomy places the organism in Eukaryota, Metazoa, Chordata, Actinopteri, Labriformes, Labridae.